CGAUCCCGUCCGUUCGAAUAGGACUUGCUUGUUCGAGGGGCAUGCUGGUCGUCUACAAAUUCGAUACCUGAUUAGCUUCUGACAACAAAUUGAUUUCCAUAUCUACUUUUGCUUGUUCUCUACCGGGACUUCUUCUCGAAUGUGCUGUUGUGACCGGCAUAGUUCAGACCACCACGGGUUUCAUUUCUCCAUCGACCAAUCCAUCUUGUUUUAUCGACCGUGACCUAUUCGCUUUAACGGACCAGACGAUGCCUUUGGCUAAGCUCAUCCUGCCUCUGAAAGGCAAGCUUGCCCGAAAGAAAGAGCGCGAUAUCUCCUGCUCGUCCGAGCAUAAACAUAACCAGACGAGCCAACUAUGCGAUCUUCCAGCAGAAAUGAUCGAUCUCAUUGCGUCCUUCUUAGAAAGGCAUGAUUUAUGCAUGUUGCGUUUAACGUGUUCCGCCCUUCGAUCCACGAGCAAAUAUCAGUUCGGUCGCAUCGGCCUCCAUACCCUUCGGACCGACCUCUCAAAAGCAAAUAUGUCUGCUAUGGCAGAGCUUGCAAAUGCCUGUGGAUACAAUCACCAUGUUAAGAGGCUUUAUAUCUGCGGCUCUUCUGGUUGCUAUCUGGGCUACGGUUUCUCAUGGAUACGCGAUUUCUGGUCGAACCGGUAUCUCAUCUGGCUCCUUACUUCAGAAGGCUUCCUGAGAUUGAGGGCACUUCUGGAAAAGUUCCCCAAUUGUCAGUCAUUCCACGUCUCUUUGUCCGAAGAGCCGGAGGAGGGGGCUUGGAAAGAUUGUAUCAGUCCCAGUGAUGCGAUAGUAGUCUUACUGAAUCUCAUGUCGUGCAUGGCAAGGCCGGUCAAGUCAUUCACCUGCUCCCACUCUGAUCCGAAGGAGCAGUUGCCAGGUAUCAUCAGCUCCAAGAAUUUCAGCUCACGUCAUUUCGACGAUGCCCGCUUGAGCAUAACUUUGUCGACUCUCACGGAACUUGCAAUACUUGCGUAUAUCAAAAAUGAUGCUCUCGCCAAUUUCGUCUGCAACUUCGCGUCUCAGGCAUCCAAUUUGAAGAAGCUCGAGCUGGAUUUUGCUGCAGGUUCUGGAGCUCCAACUGUGAUGCAGCAGCUGGGGUCAGGGAGUAGUCUCGUGAAAUUGGAGGAACUCAAACUAUCGAACGCAUUGGGCAUCUCCGGUCAUGAUCUCUACAAGGUCCUUCUCGAGAACUGCGCGAGUUUGCGUAUCCUAAGCCUCAAAGUUAUCUGCCUUGACGACGAGCUCUGGGAGACCAUACUGGACAGCUUGAUGCGCGACUUCCCUGUUCUCGAGGAGAUGACUCUGUUGUGGAUUGCCGACAGAGUGAGUGGGCUACGAGAGUUGUAUCCAGGUAGUAUGUACAUUGAGGGCUUCCAGGACCUGCGAGGUCGCCAUGGCCCUAUUCGUGUCUUCUACGCAGGUCCUCCCGUGCAUGAGGCGUUAUCCUCUCUUUUACAACGCUAUCGGAUCCCUGCUCAGCAAACGUCCAGGCUUGCCGCUCAGUGGCCGUCUUCAAGACCGAUGAUCUGACUCUCUCAGAAGGGUAUCUAGAAGGUGAUUGGCGCGGUUUUUUGUCCUGUCGUCUCUGAGCCUCUAUUGGAUUUCGGGAUGGGAGAAAUUCUGGUGAUACUUGGGCCUUUUCAAUGUUACUCUGGAAGAUCUGGAUUAGCAGACUGGAUUAGCUUGGGCCACG
This is a messenger RNA of Aspergillus homomorphus CBS 101889, 1704 nucleotides long. RefSeq lists its product as uncharacterized. The transcript has 3 exons. The coding region runs from base 249 to 1541 and encodes 430 amino acids. NCBI's taxonomy places the organism in Eukaryota, Fungi, Ascomycota, Eurotiomycetes, Eurotiales, Aspergillaceae. Gene Ontology annotation, molecular function: protein binding. The record is from RefSeq and is a predicted model, not a curated record.